ACGUUGCGUGCGUACGCGCAGUCGCAUAAAAGCCCUCGAUGCGAGUAGUCGCUUGUUAAAUUGCUACUAAUCGAUGUUUCUAUCGUAACGUAACGUGACAUAAGUUGAUUUUAAUAUUUUUUUUACGUGUAAUAAAUGGCCAGCAAGUCGAACGGUGUUGAAGGGUCGGAGUGGGCUCGGGCCCCACCCCCCACGGGGUCCUUUGGGGAUAGAAUUGCAAAAAUUUUUUACGACCCCAGUGAUGGAAGCAUUUUGGGAAGAACGCCGAAGAGAUGGGGUAUAGCAGUGGUGUUCUACUCGGUGUUCUACGCGGUGCUAGCUCUGCUGUUCUCACUGUGCAUGGGCGGUCUCUUCCUAACACUGGACAACAACAAGCCUUCCUUCAUACUUGACAGCUCAUUGAUAGGUGCCAACCCUGGUGUGGCGUUCAGGCCGCUGCCGGCGGAUGGUGUGCUGGUCAAAAUCACUGAUGAUGCCUCCAGUGAUAGAUAUAUUAAAGAGCUUCAGGAGUUUUUAUCACCAUACAAAAACGAGAGCUGGUUCACAUCUAAGCGUAGCUGUUCAGCCGAAGACAACUAUGGCUUCCCAGACGCGCCUUGUUUUUUCAUCAAGUUGAACAGGAUUUACGGAUGGAAGCCAGAUUUCUAUGAACUAAAUUCGUUGCCGUCAGACAUGGACAGUAGUCUAGUGGAAUACAUCACAGCCCUGCCCGCUAAUGAGCUUGAGCAGAUCUGGAUCUCUUGCUGGGAGGAGAAGUUGAACGAAACAAAGAUAGAGUAUCCGUGGGGCAUGGGUCUGCCGGGCCGGUUCUAUCCGUUCCUCAACCAGGCGGGAUACAACAGCCCGCUCAUACCGGUCAAAGUCACACCAUCAGUGAGAAACGAAACAGCGGUGAUUCGCUGCCGGGCGUGGGCAAAGAACAUUGAAUACAACAAAAGUCUGAAGGAGCCGUCAGGUUACACUCGGAUACAGCUACAACUGGGACAGUACGAGAAACUUGCAGCAGACAUAUAAGUACGGAUAUUUCCUGGCAUCGAUCCAGUUCUUAGAAACAACGUGGUCACCCUAUUGCAUAGUUGAAGACGAUUUUAAUAUUCUCAUCAAUCCUGUGAGUUAAUUUGUAUAGUAAGUAGUUCCAUUUGGCUAUAGCUAAGGGAUGUUAUUACAAAAUGUGACGUCAUAAGUUUAAUAAAGUAAGGCCGCUUGUCCACCAACACCGUCACCGGCUCCGACACCGUCACGAGCUAAUUUUAGUCCGUGAUUAAAAUGACGUGACGGCGGUGAAUUGUUCACAGCGACGAUCUCGGAGAUUCAAUGUUGGGGGACAAACGGCUUCGCUUGUAGUCUCCUUGACGAGUCUACACCUGGAUGAAUUAAUAAAUAGUUGGGUUAAUAAAAACUAAAGAUGCAUGUUAUUUUAUUUAUUUUAGUGUCUGUAUGUUUUUCAUGUGUUUAUUGACCAAUUAUUUGUACCUAUUAAGUACAAAAUUGAAACGCGAGUGUAAAUAAUUGUGAAUUUAGAGAACUAUAAGUUUUCACGGCCUUCAUUUAGAAUACUUGUAUAAAACGUAAUGAUAACACACUGUUUGACGUACAUUUUUAGAUUAAUAAUAGAUAUAAAUAUUGUUUUUAACCCUACGCUGAAGAGUUGAAAAACUUAUAUAUGUAAGUUUACCUUUUUAUGAUUGACAUAUAGAAUUUAUUUAUCACUUAGUGAGAUGUGUAAUGCAAACAACAACAUAUAAUAAAUAGGCAUUUGACCCACCUGUUAGUGGUUAGUGUGUUAAUAUAUUGAUUUUCAUUUCUAUUACAUUUAAGAAGCCUUUACCCUUCUUUAGAACCACUAAGGCUCGGCGCUGACGGGCUACCGACCACAGCCACCGGUGACCAGAUACAAUCACACAAUUCUUCUUACAUUUGUGUGAACUGGUUGUCGAUUGCCACCGGUGGCUGUGGUCGGUGCCUCUGUGCCGAACCUUAAUCAAUUACAGUUUUGUCGCUUCUUACGGUGAAGGAACAUCGUGAUGCAACCUGUACAUUUCUGCGUAGAAAUUCAAAGAUAUAUGAGCCAGCGUUGACUAUGUCUCACUUACUCCUAAUUUAGGGUAGGCUUCGAGCUCCACAGUGGGGACGUGUAGUGUGCCGCUGAUAAAGAUUAUUGCCAAUUACCUAUGUUAUUAAAACUGCCUUUUACCUUAAAAAUAUUUUCAACACUUCUAUUUGUCUGGCAGUAUAUCAUUUAAUAUGAUAGAUUUCAUUAUAAUGUUGUUCUUUUUUGUCAUGAAAGUGUUUAUAUCACCACUACUGUAAGUGUAAAGGAAUACUUCCUUUUGUAAUUACUAACUACAUAUUAUAUUUAUAGGUUUUUCGGCAGUAAGCUAUAGACGUUAAGGUUUAACUGAACAGAGUGGCUAUACAAAGUGCAUUCGGUCCAAAGAUAUUUUAAAAAGAACUUCAAAAAUGUAUAGAACUGACAUUCGAUAAGUAACGUGAUUGUUGCGCCUCAGUUUUGUACAUUUUUUAAAUUCGUUAUUGAAUCGUUUUGAAGCGAAUUCACUUUGUCUGGCCCUUAGUUCGUCAGUUAAAACUUAACUAAUGUAGUGGCCUUUAAAAACUAAUUUUAAAUUGACAGCCCAUUAAUGUUUACUAUUGAUAGAAUAAAAAUAGGAAUUAAUUUAAUAGCAAAAUUGUUAGAUAAUUUACUUUUAUUCCUUAUUUAAAAUGUUUGUUUAAUUUUAAUUUUGUUAGUCCAAAAAUGCUUUUUCCUAUGAACAAAAUUAUUUAAAAUAAGAUAUUUGCAUUUCCUUAUUGAAUACCUAAA
This is a messenger RNA of Papilio xuthus (Asian swallowtail), 2821 nucleotides long. RefSeq names its product sodium/potassium-transporting ATPase subunit beta-1. Gene Ontology annotation, biological process: intracellular sodium ion homeostasis; potassium ion import across plasma membrane; intracellular potassium ion homeostasis. The coding region runs from base 136 to 1014 and encodes 292 amino acids. The transcript has 7 exons. Gene Ontology annotation, molecular function: ATPase activator activity. The record is from RefSeq and is a predicted model, not a curated record. Lineage: Eukaryota; Metazoa; Arthropoda; Insecta; Lepidoptera; Papilionidae. Gene Ontology annotation, cellular component: sodium:potassium-exchanging ATPase complex.